This is a messenger RNA of Leptopilina boulardi, 4818 nucleotides long. RefSeq lists its product as uncharacterized. The transcript has 2 exons. Bases 132 to 4718 code for a protein of 1528 amino acids. NCBI's taxonomy places the organism in Eukaryota, Metazoa, Arthropoda, Insecta, Hymenoptera, Figitidae. The record is from RefSeq and is a predicted model, not a curated record.
AGUAAUAAGUAGAUGGCAUAAUAUAAUUUUUGUCAAAUUCAUUUUUUUUACUUAUAUGGUAUUUGUUGAAUUAAAGGGCGGAAAGAAUAUAAAUGCAGCAUCAGAAAAUUACGAUUUGACAAUAAAUUAAUAUGGAUAACACAUCAUCAAUUUUCAUUCAACAAUCACCAAAUUUUCAGUUUCUUUCUGUUUGUCACUACAUUACUAUUUUUGGACUAUAUUUUUACAAUGAGGAUUUAAUAACACUUGAUGAACGAAAUCAAUCUGUACCUGUUUUAAAUACUUUGUUUGAAUAUCUCAAUAAAUCGACAAAUGAAUCCGAGACAAAAUUACAACUUUUGAGGAAAGUACUAAAGGGAAGUGAUCUCUAUGGUGGUGGAGAAAAUGAAACACUUGACAUGAAAUACGUUGAUGAAACAUAUCAGUACAUCAUUAGCGAGGCUUUAUUUUCUCACUAUGGAAACAUUAAUGGAUAUUUGGCUAAAAUCAUCAACACGGCGGAUGAUAUAAAUUAUUUAGCAAUUAAGGAGAAGGUGUUUCAGCAUCUUUCGGAAAAUUACACCAGUAGGGAAUAUUGUUCUAAUAAUAUUCCGUUAGGAAAUUACGGUUCCAAUUAUAUUCCGUCAGAAAAUUAUGGUUCCAAUGAUAUUCCAUUAGGAAAUAAUACUUCCAUUAAUAUUCCAUCGGGAAAUUACAGUUCCUUUAUCAUUCCUUCAGGGAAUUAUAGUUCCAUUAAUAUUUCGUCAGAAAAUUAUAAUUCUAUUAAUAUUUCGUUGGGAAAUUAUAGUUUCCUUAAUAUUCCUUCAGGGAAUAAUAGUUCCAUUAACAUUCCGUCAGAAAAUUACAGUUACAAUAAUAUUCCAUCAGGAAAUUACAGUUUCAAGCUUAACCGAUUGACAAUUGAAAAAGUUUUCGAUAAUCACAUUUGGGCAAUUUUCCCCGAACCCGAACAAGACAUGAGCAUAAUGGAAGUGAAUUAUAUAUACGCAAUGGUUGGUUUAAAAAUCGUCAGAUCUAUAUCAUCAACGUCUCCAAAUCUUACCUUCCAGGAAUAUAUUUUAAUCUCUCGCGAAAUUGAUUUACAGGAUUUUAGCAACGCAACCUACGAAAUGGUAUUAAAAUUAUUUUCAACACCAGCAUUAUUAUUCUACGCUCACAAUCAGAAGUCACAAUUUCAAGAAAUUGUUUCAAUACCCCCUGAUGAAUUUUGGACCCGAGUUUAUGAAAAUUUAUUUUCCUACAUCAAUUCUAAAAUGACACAAAUUGUACACGAGGACCUUGAAAAUAGUUUAUACAAAAAAUUGGAAGUGGAAAUCACUAAUUUAAAAAGUCGUACAUUUCUUGCCAUUAAGAUACUUGGGGAUUAUUGUAAUUAUGAAAGUUAUGCUAAUGUUUCUCCAGUUUAUGUGGCGAUUUAUAAAACCUUCUAUCUUUGGAUAACAAAACUUUUAUUACCCAAUAAUUGUCUAAUUGAUGAUCUUCCCGAUUUGGAAAAAAUUUACAAUGAUCAAUUUUUAAUGGUAGAGGAAAUAUACAAUAAAAUUGAGAUGAAUGCAAUUGAAAAAGUAUUAAUUGAUGGUAAUUUAUUGAAAGAAAUGACAAUAAAUUCAACUGUUAUGUUAGCAGAAGUUCCUCACUAUCCACAACGUUGUACUUAUUGUUCACCAAAGCCGCGAAAGAAAAAUAAGGAAAUUUAUCUUUUAAUUGCUAUUAAAAAUGAAAAUAAAUCUAAUUUUUAUGCACUGAGACAAGAGAAUAAUACACUGUCUUUAUUAACAAACAGAGGAAAUGAAUCAAAAUUUGCUAAAGCAGUUGCUAAUGAUUCAUCUCUAAGAAUGGUAAUUGCAAUAUUUUCCAAAACUCUUAAAUACAGUGAUGAAGAUUACAGAGGAUUUAUUCGUAGAGUUGGGGAAAUAAAAACAAAACAAUUUGUUGAUGGUUUGAAAAUUUACAAUUACGAAGAAACGGAAGGUGAGAAAUUAUUGAAUUUUCUUAAAUCUCUUAUUCCAUUUUACAGUUGUAUUGAAAGUUUCAAAAAUAACGAAGGUUCGACAUUUAGUUGUAGUGUGGAUAUUUUGAGUUUAAUUCCCCUUGGUGGUUUUGCGGUAAAAUACACAACAAAACUCAGUGGUAGUUUAUCACUGGAAAUUGGUAAAAAGUACUUAAUUACUAAUUCCCUAGCAAGAGCGGGAUUAGUUACCAAAUUACCAAUUGCUACGUUAUUGAAUCAAAUUUCCCGAAUUGCUAUUCAAACCCUAGCAAGGGAAAUUCUAAGCCGAAGAUUAUUGAAAGAUUUAACGAUAGCUUCACUUCGUGUAAUAGAUCCGGGAUUUGAAUUAUUUUAUCAAGUAUCCACUGUUGGUUUCCGUGUAUUUUUUAAAUUGUUCCAAAAAAUGAUUACCAAUUUAAAAAAUAUUUCUCCAAUUAAAAAUACUGUAUUUAAAUUGUUAGUGAAGAAUUUAGAAAGAAACAUAAAUCUGAUCUCCGAUUCAAUGGGAUUAGUACCAUCGGUUCUAGCCAAAGGUAAUUACGAAAUUGUUAGAUACAAUUAUCCCGGUGGAUCAAACUUUUUUGGAUCUACUUGCUUAAAAUCAUUUGGAAACACUGCGGAAUUAAGAACCAUCGAGGGAUAUUCAUUUCCCUUACCAGUUGUAAGGGAAAAAUCCGGUUUCUAUCAUCAAUACAAUUCAGAAACUGGUGAAACAAUUAAAGGGAAAUUAAAAAUGAAUUCUGAUGAUGUUCUCCAAAGAGUUGGGAAUUUAAUAAACGAAAUGGUUAUCAAUGGAAGGGAUAUAAAUAUAAUUCGUAAUUAUCAUGUUUAUCAUAAUAGAAUAAAGUGGAAUAAACCAAAGGAGGAGGGGGAAGAUUUGAAUAAUCAGAAAUUAGAUGAUGACAAUUUGUAUCGUGAACGAUUAUUUGCAAUGUCGUUAAAAGAUCUUUUGAACGCUGGUGAAAAACCACCACCUGUUAAAUUGCCACUAAAUUCAAAUCAAUUGUUAAUGGGAGAUUUCCAAAUUUCUAAAAAUAAAAAAUUACUUCCAGGAGAUGAUGAAAAUUCAAAUAUUCCGCAAAAAAUUCGAAAACUUGAUGAAUCAAUGGAAACAUAUCGUCAUAAGAAAUUCGAUAUCAAAAAUAGAGAAACUUUUAUAAAACAAGAUCAUUCAAUUAAAUUAGAUCACGAAUUUUAUAAAAUGAUGAUUAAGGAGCCAACCUAUACGAGAUAUGUUGAUAUUCUAACAAUAUGGAAAAAUGAAGGUUUAUCAGCAAUAAAAACAGAUGGUGUGAAAAUUAAUUUCCUUCGCACUGCUGUUAAUGAAAUAGCACUAUUACAAUUAAAUUCCAAUCUUCAAUUAAAAAAACCCCAAGAAUUGUGGUAUACACAAAUUUUAAAGGGUCAAAAAAUUAUUAAUUAUCUCCGCAGUUUACAGGGGAGAAAAUUUUUUUUCAAUGACAUUACAAUGUUAACGACCACAUCACCGACUAUUAUGAAAAAAUUAAAUCCAUUUCUAUUGGAAACAGAAAUACGUUAUCAUUUGAAAAUUGAUUCAAUCGUUGGAUUUGUCGAUUUAACUAAUUUUCAUUCGGAAUUUAAAAAUAUUUAUCUUACAUUUGAUGAUAUAUUUUUUACAAUAACGGAUACAUUUUUUACGGCUGAUAAUAAAAUUUUAAAUAUUGAACUACGAACAAAUGUUGUAACAAGAGAUUUUUAUUUUUAUUUACGAAAACGUGAAAUACUAUUACAAAAGGUAGAGACUGUCGAAUCAUCAAGAAUGAAAUUAAUUACAAAUGCUGCUAAUUUUAUAAUGGAAAAUGCACCAUUGCAUAAUUUUAAAACAACGAGGGAUUUUCUUUCGAAUUACAUUCUAAAUACAAAUCCAAAUUCAAAUCAAGUUCCAAGUUACGAUAUGUUUGCAAUGGAUUAUUCUAUUAUGGAAUAUCAUCACUCUUAUAAUGAUUGGAAAAUAGAAAAUAAUCCCUACAUUCAAGAUGUAUUGUUUAAUUAUAAUUUAGAUGAAAUUAUAGAUUUGCCCGAGGCAAGACGAAGAAUUCAUGAAUUAUACAAUAAUAUUCAUUUUCAAAAUAUUGAACAAGCAUUUGAAAAUUAUGUUAAAAUACGAAAUGUCGAACAUUUACUUCGAUUUGAAGAUUUUUAUGUAUUGCAUUCAUAUUUAAAAAAUCGUUUAAUACAAAAUAGCGAUGGAUUAAGACGUCUUGAAGUUGCCAUCAAUCGUCUUGGUAUUAGACAAUGUGAAGAGGAAUCAAUGUUAAAACCAAUAAUUAAAAUUUAUCGCAGUGAAAUAAUAACUAAUGAUAUGUCGGUAAAAUUUUUUGAAUCAUUUCAAAAAAAAGAUAUUAUUGCAUUUGAUAAAAUUAAAAAAUUUGUUCAAACACGAGAUGAAGAAAUUGUAAAAUUAUUAAAUACAGCGACUAAAACAUCGGGUGUUCCAUUUCUUCUUGAAAUUACAAUUGUAAAUCAUGCCGGUGUUGUGGAAAUUGGUCGUACAUUAAAUGAAGAACAUUAUUUUCAUAUGGUUACAUCAAAUUUUGAAUUUGUAUUCGAUGAAUUGAAAUUUAUUGAAAUUAAUCAACAAAAAAUAUUAUUUAUGAGAAUGCAUGAUAAUAAAACACCAAAGGAAAAACGAAUUAUUCAAAUGGCAAAAAAACUUCAUGAGCUAUUGACAAGCGAUACUAAAUUUUAUUCCGAUGUUAAAAAUUGAGAAAUAAAAUUUUAAAAAAAAUUUUUUCUAAUCACAACUUUUACUAUACACCUUACUUUAAGAAUUAAAAAAAGAAACUUUUUUUUUAUUUGCCUUCUAA